This is a messenger RNA of Melampsora larici-populina 98AG31, 1143 nucleotides long. RefSeq lists its product as uncharacterized. The coding region runs from base 1 to 1143 and encodes 380 amino acids. Gene Ontology annotation, biological process: retrograde vesicle-mediated transport, Golgi to endoplasmic reticulum. The transcript has 4 exons. The record is from RefSeq and is a predicted model, not a curated record. Gene Ontology annotation, cellular component: endoplasmic reticulum; SNARE complex. NCBI's taxonomy places the organism in Eukaryota, Fungi, Basidiomycota, Pucciniomycetes, Pucciniales, Melampsoraceae.
AUGCCAUCUUCAACUUCAAGAACUUUGGAAUUCAAAGAAAUACUUCAACAACACAAAAAAAAUCAAAAUCUAUCUAAACCCAUCAAUCCUAAAUCACCCAUUUCAAAGACAAAACCUCCAUCAAACUUAUCAGAAACUCAAACCUGGUCAAAAGAAGCAAAGGUUGUUAACCAUAACAUUCAAGACUUACUCGAGUUUCUAAAAACGAUCAAACGAGCUUAUCUAGAUCCUACUCCAUCUAGAUCAUCUACUACUCAUCAUAAUUCAACUAAACCUUUAGAAAGACAAGUUGAAAUCAAAAGAGGUUUUCAAGGGUUUUCACAAGUCAGAUGGUUUAGUGAACAAGAAAAAGAUGAAAUUGAUGUACUUGUUGGUGUAGGAUUAAAGAAAUCUAUUCAAGGAGUUAGAGCACUUGAAGCAGCUGAAAAUUCUAGAAAAUCUCAACAUUCAAAUCAAACUUCAACAUCGAUUUCACGAUUUUUAAAUUUACCUUUAUUAAUUUCAUCAGAUCUGAAUUUCGAACAAAUCAGUUUACAUCGAGCUUCGAUUCUUUGGUAUUUAAAUGAUCGAUUAACCAAACUUAGUCAACUGAUUAAAGAUCAACAAGAAACCCGAGCCGAAAAGAAACGACAAAAGUUAUCAAAUGGUGGUUUAGCCGGUAUGGCCAGUGUCAAAGAUCUUUCACGCACAAUGAUCGGAUCAGAAAGAAUGAUCUCAACAUCAGAUCAAGUGAAGAUCCCAUCAGUCUUUAAACCUUCUCAAUCCACUUCAUGGUCAGAAGACCCACUUGAAUCCAAACCGAUUGAAGAAAUCUUAACCUCAACACAACUACAUCAAUUCGAUUCCGAAUCAUCAGCUUUAUUAAGAAUGACCGAAACCACUCUAACUUCAAUCAAACAAACCGAAUCUUCUUUAUUAGAAAUCUCGAAUCUACAAUCUGAAUUAGUCUUACAUUUAACUCAUCAAACCGAAUUGAUCGAUACACUUUGGGAUGAUUCUUUGGUUUCAACUGGGAAGGUUUCAGAAGGCAAUCUACAACUUUUGAAAGCUAAAGAAAAUAAUCGUGAAAGUAGGAUUUGGUUACUUUGUUUUUUGUUAGGAGCUAGUUUUGCUUUAUUGUUUGUAGAUUAUAUUGCUCCUUGA